Molecule: messenger RNA, 2103 nt
Organism: Notolabrus celidotus (New Zealand spotty)
Lineage: Eukaryota; Metazoa; Chordata; Actinopteri; Labriformes; Labridae
Product: serum paraoxonase/arylesterase 2-like
Exons: 9
Coding region: 90-1163 (357 amino acids)
Molecular function (GO): arylesterase activity
Source: RefSeq, a predicted model, not a curated record
CACCGGUCGCGCCCGCUCUGGCAGUCUGUCUGCUGCUGUAGUCAGACAGUUCAAAGCAGACGGUGAAAUCUCUCCGUCGAGACUUCAAAAUGGGAAAGUUAGUCUGGAUAUCGAUUGUAAUAGCUGCUCUUUCGGCGUUACUUGGAGAGAGGGUCGUCAACUUCAGGAAAAGAGCCUUAGCUACACGGGAGCUCGUCAAGAAUCACCUCCCGAACUGUGUCCUACUGAAAAAUCUGGAGGAUGGCUCCGAGGAUAUCACGAUCCUUGCCAAUGGGCUCGCCUUUAUCAGCGCUGGUCUGAAGUAUCCUGGAAUGCCAACCUCAGAUCUGCCUGGAAAGAUCUAUGUUCUUGACAUGAAUGAUCCCAAUCCCAUAAAGCCAUCGGAGCUCCGCAUGCCGAGAAACUUUGACCUGGAGUCAUUUAACCCUCAUGGCAUCAGCGUAUAUGUCAAUCCAAUCGAUGACACGAUAUAUCUCUUUGUUGUAAAUCACCCCGAACACAAAAGCCAGGUAGAGCUGUUCACAUUCGUUGAGGAUGACUUCUCGCUGGUGCAUCUGAAAACCAUCAAGCAUGAACUCCUCUACAGUGUAAACGACAUCGUUGCAGUGGGAGUGGACUCUUUCUAUGCAACCAAUGAUCGCUACUUCACCAGUGAAUUCCUCAAAGGUGUAGUGGAGCCUUAUCUGGGUCUGCCUUGGACUAAUGUGGUGUACUACAGCCCUGAGGAAGUGAAAGUGGUCUCAGAAGGAUAUCACUUUGCAAAUGGCAUCAAUAUCUCACCAGACGAAAAGUACGUUUAUGUGGCAGAUCUAUUUGAUCACAAUGUGCAUGUGCUGGAGCGGAAAGAAGACAAUGCACUGGCUUCUGUAAAGUCCGUGACUAUCGGGUCACUCGGUGACAACAUCGAAGUGGACCCUGAAACUGGAGACCUGUGGAUAGGCUGCCACCCUAAUGGAUUGAAGGUUUUGAUGUUUGACCCCAACGACCCACCUGGAUCUGAGGUCAUCCGCAUCCAGAACAUUCACUCCGACCAGCCAUUGGUGACCCAGGUUUACGCUGACGAUGGCCAUGUGAUCAUGGGCUCCUCUGUGGCAGCUUCCUACAAUGGGAAAUUGCUCAUUGGCACUGUGUUCCAUAAAGCUAUGUGCUGUGAUCUGAACUAGAGUUUAAUAAGUUAAUCAAAACACCUGCUAAAAAUAGGAAAUAAAGAUCUGCCACUCAGGAAGGCUCUGAGUGGGAUUUGAAUGAUGAUAAACAUAGAUAUUACAGCUCAAAAUGCUGUACCAGACACAGGUACUAGAAGAAAAAAAUGUAAGCUAGUGUAAGAGGCUUCAGAUUCACUGGACUGAGCUGCAGGAAAAUAGAAAGUUGGUAUUUAUCUCAGCUCUGGGUUGCAGCUGCAAAUUUAAAAGUGGUGCAAACACUGAAGUUGUUAAUCUGACAAGAUACAUGAAUCUCUAAACAAAAGUUAUAGAUUAAUUUUCUAUUAGCAUAUCUUCCAUUUGGGCUUGGAAAGUAUGAUAUAUACGUAGGUGAAAACUGGAAAAAGGUUUUAUUUUUGCAGAUAUAAAGACAAUGUGAAAAUUUAAGGAUUGGCUUGAAGAGCUUUAAUUGUUGCAGAAGGGAACAGAAAAGAAUAAAAAAGACAUGAUUCAAGAACGUGGACAGGGUUUUGUUCAACUCAAUGUUAUAUAGGAGUACGGUGUUUUAAGCAGGCUGGUUGAAGGAAGGUGAUGGUGUUAUUAUUGAAGUGGUUUACAAAGGGGUGCCAUAGAUCCAAUCAGGAUUUGUCUUCACACCUUAUCAAUAGAAUUUUUUUUUUCUUCCCUGAAAUAUUUGUUAUGAAACAGCAUUUACAAGGGAAGAGUGGAAGGGAGUAGUUGUUUGCUUCAGUUUAGUAAAUCUGUCUGUUACACAAUGUUUUUGACCAAACAUGUAAACCCUGAUGUGAUUGUUUUUUGUUAAUCAAUACUUUUUCUGGGUCACCUGAUAAAGGAUAUAUUUAAACAUGCACUGUUCGGAUUUGUUUUUACAUGUUUAAAGUUCAAGUUAGAAAUCACCAUUCUAGAUUUGUGAUCUUCAAUAAAACUGUGAAAAAUGUCA